UGCUGUGACGCAAUGACGCAGACAGCAAAGAAGCGUGCAGCGCAUAGCAACGGUAAACUGAAAGUCUGUUUAAGGUCGUUUUAUGUUUCUUAUCAUAAAUGACGGAGUUGCAUCAGGCUGCAGCCGUCGGGGAUUAUGAUCUGGUGGAGGAAAUUGUCAAAAAGAAAUCGUGUGAAAUCAAUCAUAGAGACAUAGACUGGAAUAACAGGACAGCGCUUCAUUGGGCUGCAUCCAAAGGCCAAACAGAAGUGGUAAGGAUACUGAUGGAGAAUGGAGCAAGGGCAUGUUUGAGGACGGACAAUGGGUGGACGCCUGCACACUUCGCUGCUGAGUCUGGAAGACUAUCAGUACUGCGACUGCUACAUUCUCUUCAUGCCCCCAUAGACAAAGGGGAUUCAUCUGGGGACAAACCCAUCAGGAUUGCUGAAAUUUAUGGACAUGAAGAUUGUGUUCGUUUUCUUGAAAAGGCAGAGGUUGAGAGCAGAAACUAUCGACGGAUGGCAAGGUUAAAGAGGAUGUCUUUGGAUGACACUGAUGAGGAAUGGCAACAGGAAAGAGAAAGUAAAAAUGCUGAUAAGUAAUUGAGACUGUUUUAUUAUUCUGAAAA
Messenger RNA from Triplophysa dalaica, 607 nucleotides. RefSeq names its product ankyrin repeat domain-containing protein 66. Gene Ontology annotation, molecular function: protein binding. NCBI's taxonomy places the organism in Eukaryota, Metazoa, Chordata, Actinopteri, Cypriniformes, Nemacheilidae. The transcript is spliced from 3 exons. Bases 99 to 581 code for a protein of 160 amino acids. The record is from RefSeq and is a predicted model, not a curated record.